This is a messenger RNA of Aspergillus mulundensis, 2907 nucleotides long. Its product is annotated as putative PB1 domain protein. The record is from RefSeq and is a predicted model, not a curated record. Lineage: Eukaryota; Fungi; Ascomycota; Eurotiomycetes; Eurotiales; Aspergillaceae. The coding region runs from base 1 to 2907 and encodes 968 amino acids. Gene Ontology annotation, molecular function: protein binding. The transcript is spliced from 6 exons.
AUGUCGCAAUUAACGCAUCCGGAUCAAAGUCACCCAGCGGUUAACAAGAAAUCGCAGGAAAUUGAGACCUGGGUGCAGGCGUUGGAUCAUUUCGAUAACCAGGAAUACGAUCUCGCCUUGCGAUCUUUUGCUGGCAUAGCCGAUACGUCCAAAAUUCUCUUCAACUGCGGUGUCAUUUACGCAACAUUAGGCGAACAUGAGAAAGCAGUUGAGUGCUACCAGAGCGCUGUGAGCCUGGAUCAAUAUCUCGCCAUUGCCUACUUCCAAGAGGGAGUGUCCAAUUUCCUACUCGGCGACUUUGAGGAGGCAUUGGCUAAUUUCAACGACACUCUGCUCUACUUGCGAGGCAAUACUUACAUCGAUUAUGAGCAGCUCGGGCUGAAAUUUCGAUUAUACUCGUGCGAGGUUCUGUUCAACCGCGGCCUGUGCUAUAUCUACCUGCAGCAAAUCGGCCCCGGCAUGCAAGAUCUAGAGUACGCUUCCAAGGAGAAAGUCACACCGGACCACGAUGUUAUCAAUGACGCUAUCCGGGAACGGGCAGAAGGAUACACUGUGUUUUCAAUACCGGUAGGAGUAGUCUACCGACCGAACGAGGCCAAGGUCAAGAAUCUCAAAACCAAGGACUAUCUCGGCAAAUCACGCGUGGUGGCUGCCAACCGACUGAGCACACCCGUCGAUACGACCCAAAGAAGCAUAGAUGCCGUACCAUUUGCGACAUCACACCUAGUCCAGAAGAACUUGACCAGCCGCAGCCGCCAACAAUCAGAGCCCCCGAUGCACCGAAAUCUAUUCCCACCUACUCCACCUCCAGAUGCAGACAAGGCAAGCCUCAGCUCAAAUGGUAGCAGCGGCACGGCCCGCGCUCCGACUACCAAAACACAGCGCCCACCGAAGCUCGACUUGGAUCGCCCUGGAGCCCAGCCUGCUGGACGAAGCACGACGGAUCUCAAUGCGCCAGAGAAACCACGGAUAGGAACGACCCGCACAGCAUCGGAGCCCCGAGGUCCGGCACGGCAACACCGGGGAUAUGCUCCAGAGAGGCAUGUUUACUCCGGAGACAGCUAUGCGCACCGCAGAGGAGCCAGUGAUACCGGUUUUGGGACGUCAAACGGGUAUUCCGAUGACCCCUACGGGGUGUAUGGAGAAGCCCGAGCAAUGGCGCUAGCGAACGGUGGACGUCCCUUCCAUCAACAAGGGUACAUUGACGAAGAAGAGGAAUAUGGGAGCUCUCCAUGCGACGAGGAAUUAGUGCCAGACGCCGGGUUCGAGAUCAUGGGAGCGCGACCACGAGCACGAUCAUGCAGCCGCGGCCCUCCACGAGGGUUUUCACGCCGGCCGGAGGUGCGCAAGUUUCGAGUCAAGGUACAUUCAUCAGAAGAUACACGGUACAUCAUUAUUCCACCGACGAUUGAAUUUUCAGAGUUUGAGACGCGGAUUCGGGAGAAGUUUGGCUUCCAGAUGGCGUUGAAGAUCAAGAUGCAAGACGAGGGCGAUAUGAUCACGAUGGUGGACCAGGAAGACCUAGACUUGUUGCUCAUGGCAUCGCGAGAAAUCGCGCGACGAGAAGGAAGUGAAAUGGGCAAGAUGGAGAAUUGGUCUUGUAGGGCACGGGGAUCACGGGAUCGACCCGUCCGUUUACUUCCAGCUCAGCACUUCCGCAUCUCCACCGACGUCAACAUCAACAUCACCAUUCGACCUUCGAACGAUGCGCCGAUAGCCAGGCAGGCUUUAACCAACAUGACAGACCUAACGCCGCUAUUCACCGAUCUCCUCCACAAACAGGACAAAUCCCUGUCUCUGCCGCGGCCCCUCACAACUCAAACCGCCGACGAGUUCCUCAAAGAAGCCUACCGCAUCAACACCCACAUCUCCUCGCUCCUCACACACCUCCACAAAAUCCGCCCAUCCUUCCUAAGCAUCUCCACGCACUCCACCAAAUCCAACAAACACCGCAGCUCCCCCUCCACCAUCUCCGCAGCGAAAGAAAAAGACAGCACCCAUCUCUCCCCCGAAGAACUCGACACAAUCACCUCAUCCACCUCGUCCCUCCUCCACACCCUCUCAACCUCAAUCUCAAACCUCUCCUCCGCCGAGUCCCUGCGCCAAGAAACGCACUCCACCCUCCUAGACAAGAAAUACGGACGCAAGCGCUCGCGCGCCUCGAAUCUCCUCUUCCAAUGGGCAUCCGGCUCCGCGCUCACCGAUAGUGAUGCCGCCGACGACGCGGGAAAAAAACCGGAGCAAAUCACCGAAGAGCAAAUCGAGCUCUCGCUCAAGGCCGUCCGCGAAAGCAUCCUCUGGUUUCUUAGGCGCAGGUUAGAGGGGACGAUUGAGAUGCAGCGCGAUAUGGUGGAGAAGCGGAUCGAGCGCGCGAAAGAGCGCGAGAAGAGCGUUUUGUAUAUGAAUGCGACGUCCGCUGGAGCUUCAGCUGGUGCUGGUGCUGCAGCUAGUGCACACGGUCGCGGGGCCUCGGUUUCGGUCUCCGCACCCUCGACGUACCCCGACGCAGCCAUGGAAUCGGCGACGGCCGGUGUCAAGGGGAGCACGCUUGAUGCGGCCGAGGUCGCGGCCAUCGAGGCCGAGCUGUCGCCCGAGCAGCUGCAGCUCUUUGCGGAGGAGAAUGAUUCGAUGGUGCGGUAUUAUGAGGAUACGUUGAGUAAAGUCCAGAACGCCGAAAAAUCCCUCCUGGAGAUCUCAUCGCUUCAGCAAACACUUGUUUCGCACCUCUCCACGCAGGAGGAGUACAUUGGCAUGAUGGUCGCGGACGCCUUGAAUACAGAGACGAAUAUCGGGCAGGGGAAUAAGGAGCUUAAGCGUGCGACUGAGAGGCGGAGCGCGGCGCAGGCCGUGUUCUGGGGGACGGUUGGGCUGUGUACGUGGCUUGUUGUUUGGGACUUGGUCUUUUAG